AUGAUGGGAACUUUAGAAAAUAAUGAAAGUGAGAUCAUGUUCCGCGGCGGAGUGGUUGGCGGGUUGGACGCGAGGCGCGACGCUGCUCUCGCCCGAGUGCUGGUACGGCUGCAGGCGAGGGCCAGGGGCCUACUCGCUCGACGACGCGCAGAGCGACUUCGCACUCAGCACACGGCCGCCCGAUGUGUUCAACGCAACGUGCGCGCUUUCCUCGCGGUGCGCGACUGGCCGUGGUGGCGGCUGCUGGUGCGGGUCACGCCGCUGCUGGCCGUGCACAGGACCGAGCACAGGCUCAAGCAAGCACAGGACGAGCUGGAAACUUUACGUGCAAAGUUGGAAAAGGUCGAAGGCGAGCGCACUCACUACAAAAACGAAACCGAAAAACUUGAAACUAAGGUAAGACUU
This is a messenger RNA of Iphiclides podalirius (scarce swallowtail), 405 nucleotides long. NCBI's taxonomy places the organism in Eukaryota, Metazoa, Arthropoda, Insecta, Lepidoptera, Papilionidae. The record is from the annotation of a GenBank genome assembly.